CUACAACUUUUGCUUAUGGUCCAUCUUCAUCCUCUUCUCCUACAACAACUCUCCCCACCCCAAUAUCAAACCAUCCCCAAAUCCUUACUGUAGGUGCCGCUGUAGAAGAUUCUUACUCUCGUGCAGCUUUCUUGGCCGAUCAGAUAUCUUCUUCCAGCGCUGUUGCUGUUAACAUGCCUUACCCUUGUAAUGAUCCGAUCGUGGCUUUCGAUACUUGGUCUUCACGCAACGUUGUGCUGAAUAUUUGUGGAAAUGAAGCUUUCUUCAAUUUGUGUGUCCUUAAGGGCAAAUCAGGGGUUUUCACUUCGGUUUGUUACUUGUUUGAGAAGUAUAACUUGGAGGUUUUGUUUGCUAAUGUCUCCUCUAACGUUUUUGGGAGCACCUACAUGAUCCAAGUACAGGUAAAUCAGAGUUAUGCAAAUCAGCUAUUGGAAAAUGGGGUUGGAGUAGGGGAGAUUUUCAAGCAAGUUGCUCAAGAACUGGUGUUGUAUUUUUCAUCUUCAUAAAUCAUAACUGGCUGAAUCUGUUUAAAUUUAAUGCAUUUCAGGGUUUGUUUUU
Camelina sativa (false flax) is the source of this 558-nucleotide messenger RNA. The record is from RefSeq and is a predicted model, not a curated record. Lineage: Eukaryota; Viridiplantae; Streptophyta; Magnoliopsida; Brassicales; Brassicaceae.